ACUACAGAUCUUGAAACUUCAAUCAUUGGUCCAUCAUCUCCACCACUAGAAAUAGAAAAUAAAUAAAUUACAAUAUUGAGAUAAACAGUUGCUAAGCAAUGGCCACAAUUGUGCAAAUUCCCGUUCAGCGCUUCAGUAGCAGAGCUCCAUCCUCUCCCUCCAAAAAUGGCGAAAUCAGCAGAUUUUUCAGCUCCGUUUCGAAUUCGAAGUCUGCUCGCAGCAGAUUGAAGGUGAGAGCGGUGAAGGAGAAGAUUGAGGAAAUCAAGACCUCUUCAUCUGCAGAUGAAAUCACCAAGAAAUAUGGGCUUGAAGUUGGUUUGUGGAAGAUAUUUUCGUCGAAAGAAGGAGGUGAGAAGAAAUCAAAAGGUGAUGAAGCAAAGGAGCUGUUGGCAAAAUAUGGAGGGGCAUAUUUGGCAACUUCGAUAACCCUUUCAUUGAUUUCAUUUGGGCUGUGUUAUGCGCUGAUCAAUGCUGGUGUGGAUGUAGCAGCGUUGCUGCAGAAGGUACUACUGGUAUUUGAAAACUUUGUGUGUGGCAUAUUUUUGUUUGUUUGUUUGAUUGUAGAGGCGUUGCAGGUGGGAAUCUCUGCGGAUGCGACAGGGGAGAAGGUGGGGACGUUUGCGUUGGCUUACGCGGCGCACAAGGCGGCGUCGCCGAUUAGAUUCCCGCCGACGGUGGCGCUGACGCCGGUUGUUGCCAGUUGGAUCAGCAAGAAAGUGGAUGGGGAGAAGUGAGAGGAUUGUGGGAUCACUUUGUUUCUUGUAAUUCAUCAAUCAAUCAAUAUUAGUAGUAGAAUAGAGAUAUACUAUUACUCAAAAUUGCAUACAUAUGGUGACUUUGUCA
Salvia miltiorrhiza (redroot sage) is the source of this 843-nucleotide messenger RNA. RefSeq lists its product as uncharacterized. The transcript is spliced from 2 exons. Lineage: Eukaryota; Viridiplantae; Streptophyta; Magnoliopsida; Lamiales; Lamiaceae. Bases 99 to 734 code for a protein of 211 amino acids. Gene Ontology annotation, cellular component: mitochondrion. The record is from RefSeq and is a predicted model, not a curated record.